CAUCCACUCUCCGGCAGCCGACCUCCUCGGCGCGGUCACCAUGGCUCGGCAGCCCGGCGGCUUUCUGCAAGAGGCCUCUCACCAGAUCGCCGCCGGCGGCUCGGCGGUAAAUUGACUGCAUUUCACCUUUGACUCAGAAGGACCUGACGGUUUUCUAUUGCUGAAGAAGCAGGUUUUCUUAAUGACGGUGCUAUCAGAGGUCUUGUAGAAAUUUGCCUGAUGCAUCCCCUUGAUGUAGUGAAAACAAGGUUCCAAAUUCAAAGAGGGAAAACUGAUCCUACCAGUUACAAGAACCUGGGGGACUGUUUUAGGACUAUUUUCCAGAGAGAAGGAUUGCUUGGUUUCUACAAAGGAAUACUCCCUCCCAUCUUGGCUGAGACGCCCAAAAGGGCAGUGAAGUUUUUCACCUUUGAACAAUACAAGAAGCUACUAGGAUAUUCAUCUUUACCUCCAGGACUGACAUUUGCAGUUGCUGGCUUGGGAUCUGGAUUAACAGAGGCAGUAGUGGUCAACCCUUUUGAAGUAGUAAAGGUUACCUUGCAGGCAAAUCGAAACAGUUUCACAGAGCAACCAUCUAGCUUUGUUCAAGCUCAGCAGAUCAUCAGAACUGAUGGUUUGGGCCUCCAUGGACUCAACAAAGGUCUUACUGCAACACUGGGCCGUCACGGAGUUUUUAACAUGGUUUACUUUGGAUUCUACUUCAAUGUGAAAAACAUUCUUCCGGUCAAUAAAGAUCCAAACUUGGAGUUUUUGAGGAAAUUUGGAAUUGGGCUAGUCUCAGGAACAAUAGCUUCAAUUAUUAACAUUCCUUUUGAUGUUGCAAAAAGUAGGAUUCAAGGACCACAGCCAGUUCCUGGAGAGAUCAAGUACAGAACCUGUCUUAAAACUAUGGCAACAGUCUAUAAAGAGGAAGGAUUUCUGGCUCUGUACAAAGGCUUGAUUCCCAAGAUCAUGAGGCUUGGUCCAGGUGGUGCAGUGAUGCUUUUGGUUUAUGAAUACGUUUAUGCAUGGCUUCAGGACACAGUUGAUCCCAAGUAGUGCUUCUGAAAAUUUUACUCCUUAAAACUAUAUGCAUUCUAAAAUACAUUUUAAUAAAGUGAAACUGAUUCUCAGCUGUUACGGUUUUGAAUGUACUCAGAUUAUUGGUGGUACAAGAAAAUAUUCAAGUAGAUACCUGUCUGAAAAUGUGUAAAGUAAAUAAUCAAAUUGAUAUUUGUAAUUUCUUUGUCCAUGUCAAGAGAAAACAUAAAAGAGACAUGAGGUAGUUUUUCAAGGACAAACUGAAAAUUCUGCACACUGAAUUGUACUGUGCAGACAGUACUUUUAAAAGUGCAGCUGAAAUGAUAAAAUAAUGACCUUCAGAGCAUUUUAAAAAGAAAACUGGAAUAAUUGCUUAGGACCAGAUACUGAGAUCAUGUAAAAUGACAGCUUGGGAUUAAGAACAAGAGCCAAACUCUAGAAAUUCAUGCGUCAAAAUUGGGUCCUGUUUCUAUUCCAGUUGUACCAUGUUUGGUACAAUUUCAGCAGCAGUGGCAGAAUUGUUUCUUAAGUUGUUGAGAGUUAGGACAGACAUAGUACAGCAAGGCUAGCCACAGCCUUAGAAAUAAACAUAGUAUUAAAUAUCCUACUUGUUCAUAAGCCAUAUAUAUCAUAUAAAGCUCACGCAGGUUACAGAAGAUACUAAACAAAAUUACUCUAACCAAGUUAGUUUCAGAUACAAAGCAAUUAUGGAAAUCAUACAAGAAUUGCACAAAUAACAAGGAAAUAUUUUUGUAUGUACAGGAUCUUACUGCAAUUUUUUCAUCCACUUUCAUAUCCUAAAAAUCCUCAGGGUAUCUUGAUUAUCUUUUUGCCUCUGUCACCACCACAAGGGAGAAGAACGGUGUUCAGUUAACCUCUCUUUUCUCUUUAUUUGACAACAGCAAUUUCUCAUUCCUAUGUUACUUUGUAGCUAAAAUCAAUAAAAUUAGCUCUGUUGCAGUUUAUAAUUUUAAGGCAAAUGUUCCCUAUCAGCACUUAGCCAAAGAGAAAAUGCUACUAUGAUCAUUUCAAAAGUGAAAAGCAAAAUGCUUCAUAAUUAGUCUUUUAUUAAUUUAGGGCAUUCAAAAUAUAAAAAAUAGAAGACUUUAAACAUACUGUAUGUACAUAUAGCCUUAGGUUUUACAUCCUUUCCAAUGUGAUUUUUUUUCCAUGUAAUAGCUCACCCUGAUCUUUGAUGAAAAAAGAGAGCCAUUUGAAAGAAAAA
Molecule: messenger RNA, 2245 nt
Organism: Tympanuchus pallidicinctus (lesser prairie-chicken)
Lineage: Eukaryota; Metazoa; Chordata; Aves; Galliformes; Phasianidae
Gene: SLC25A21
Product: solute carrier family 25 member 21
Exons: 11
Coding region: 220-1038 (272 amino acids)
Biological process (GO): transmembrane transport
Source: RefSeq, a predicted model, not a curated record